AUGGCUCAUAUGAAUUUCCCUUCUCUUUUUGUGUCUUGGGUUCGUGCCUGUGUCACCACUGCCAUGUUUUCUAUCAAGGUUAAUUGGGCUUCUUGUGGUUAUUUUAAAGGGGCAAAGGGCAUCCAUCAAGGGGACUCUAUGUCUCCUUAUCUAUUCACAAUUGGCGCCAUGCAUGUUUUCUCAUGUAUUCUAAAUGAUUCUCCCCCAUUAUUCAAAUUUCAUUGGAGAUGUAAGGAGCUACGCUUAACGCACCUAUUUUUUGCCGAUGAUGUGCUGUUAUUUUCACAUGGUGAUGUUGAUUCUAUUUCUCAUCUGAUGAGCAGCUUGGAAAGGUUUGGAAACUUAAGUGGCCUCACUGCUAGCAUUAACAAAAGCACCAGUUUCUUUUGCAACUGUGAGACGGAGACUAUUGAAUGGUUCGAUCUUAAUUAUUCCAUGCCUAGGGGUCUGCUGCCUGUCAAGUUUCUUGGAGUGCCACUUAUUUCUUCGAAGUUAUGCAUAAAUGAUUGCGGUGCAAAGGUUUCUUGGGUGAAUUUAUGUCUUCCAAAAGAGGAAGGAGGUCUGGGUUUGAAAAAAUCGGAGGAGUGGAAUUAUGCUCAAAUUAUUUUACAUUUAUGGUCAGUUGUUAUUCAGAAGGGCUCUUUGUGGUCUAACUGGGUGAUUAACAGUGUCCUUAGGGGGCGCAAUUUCUGGGUAGUUCCUAUCCCUACGGACUGUUCAUGGAUUUGGCGAAAAGUUUUAAAGCUUCGAACUUUGGCUAAACGAUUUAUUCUCUACAAGCUGGGCAAUGGUAUUAGCACUUCUCUUUGGUUUGAUCCUUGGUGGAAACAUAAUUGUCUUGCUACAUAUUUGACUGAUCCUAUUAUAAGGGCUGCUGGUUCCACUCCGAAUGCAACUGUUUUCACUAUUAUUUGCUUUGGGGAAUGGCGUCUGCCCAGGGGGAACUCACAGCAUCACCACUCUAAUCAUGCUUUGGCUACAUGGCUGCGUGAUUUUGAUUACCCUUUAUUUGAUUUAGACCAAGAUGAUCAGAUAAGUUGGGAGGGUGUUAAACCAAACCAUGUCACCACUCGAGUUAUAUGGGAUUCAAUUCGCAUCAGGGGUGAGAGUUGCACCUGGUCUGCUGGGGUCUGGUGUAAGUUAAAAAUCACUAGAUUUUGUUUCCUGUCUUGGCUGUUGUGUCUUGAUAAGGUGGUUACUAGAUCUGUUUUGUAUGAUCGUCAUGUCAUUUCUGAUAACAGCUGCAUUUUUAUUGUUGGAGGGCUUGAAACAGCUCAUCACCUUUUUAUUAACUGCCCGUAUGCUAGACUUGUUCACCGGGUUUAUUUGAGCGAGACUCACGGGAUUACUAUGGAUUAUUCUAUGGAUUGGAAGGGCUGGGUUCUUUAUUUUUUGGCUAUAGCUGAUGCACCUCAGAGGCAGAUUUUGCUUUUAUAUCUACAAGUUUUUUCUUAUCAUCUAUGGAGGGAACGUAAUGCAAGGCUUCAUGGGGGCGGCAGUUUUGGUCCAAGGAAAUUGCUAACAGGAAUCAUGGUUGAUAUGCGUGGCAGGGCUGCAGCUUCUACUUGGUUAUCUAGACUCAUUUCUAGUAGGCCUAUUAUAUGUACAUGGUUAAUUUGA
This is a messenger RNA of Daucus carota subsp. sativus, 1620 nucleotides long. RefSeq lists its product as uncharacterized. The record is from RefSeq and is a predicted model, not a curated record. NCBI's taxonomy places the organism in Eukaryota, Viridiplantae, Streptophyta, Magnoliopsida, Apiales, Apiaceae. The transcript is spliced from 2 exons. The coding region runs from base 1 to 1620 and encodes 539 amino acids.